Messenger RNA from Haliotis rubra (blacklip abalone), 2810 nucleotides. Its product is annotated as polyadenylate-binding protein 4-like. Bases 295 to 2217 code for a protein of 640 amino acids. The record is from RefSeq and is a predicted model, not a curated record. Gene Ontology annotation, molecular function: poly(A) binding; mRNA 3'-UTR binding; poly(U) RNA binding. The transcript has 11 exons. Lineage: Eukaryota; Metazoa; Mollusca; Gastropoda; Lepetellida; Haliotidae. Gene Ontology annotation, cellular component: cytoplasmic stress granule; nucleus; ribonucleoprotein complex.
GUAAAUGUUCUGUCUGUUCGUCCCUCUUCUCAGGACAUCAGUGGUGACGGAAUCCCAAACACGUGCCGUGUUAGAUUCCGUGUCACUCGUAAGAUAGGAAUAAUUAUUCUAAAAAAUACCAUAAAAAACAUAAAACAUUGAAAAAACAACCAAAAAAAUCUGAAAAACUUAUCUAAAAAUACCAAAAAAAGUUAUUGAAACGGCAGUUCCUGAGGCGACAUACGGAGGAAGUCAUCAACCAAGUAUCCAAACCACAUUGAUUUUGAAGAACUACGAGAAAACAAACAAGCCAAGAUGAAUCCCGCAGGACCAAGCUAUCCGAUGGCAUCCCUCUACGUUGGAGAUCUCCACCCCGAUGUCACCGAAGCCAUGUUGUUCGAGAAAUUCUCGACAGCAGGACCCGUGUUGUCCAUUCGUGUAUGUCGAGACAUGAUAACUCGACGAUCACUUGGUUAUGCUUAUGUUAAUUUUCAACAACCUGCUGACGCUGAAAGGGCUUUGGACACGAUGAACUUUGAUACUAUCAAGGGUAGACCAAUCAGAAUAAUGUGGUCUCAACGUGACCCUUCCUUGAGAAAGUCUGGCGUGGGCAAUGUGUUCAUCAAGAAUUUGGACAAGAGCAUUGACAACAAGGCUCUAUACGAUACUUUCUCAGCUUUUGGCAACAUCCUGUCUUGUAAGAUAGCUUCCGAUGAAAAUGGCUCCAAGGGUUAUGGCUUUGUCCAUUUUGAGACUGAAGAAGCAGCCAGACAGGCCAUUGAGAAAGUUAAUGGCAUGUUGCUCAACGGCAAGAAAGUGUAUGUUGGCAAGUUCAUCCCUAGGAAAGAGCGAAUCGCCCUCCUUGGUGACAAGAUGAAACGCUUCAACAAUGUUUACAUCAAGAACUUCGGAGAUGAGUUAGAUGAUGACAAGAUUAGGGAAUUGUUUGAUCCAUUUGGCAAGAUCAUAAGUGCCAAGGUUAUGACUGAUGAAAUUGGCAAGUCUAGAGGGUUUGGUUUUGUUAGCUACGAAGAACCUGAGGCAGCUGAGAAGGCCGUAGACAACUUGAACGGCAUGGAGCUUGGAGGGGGGAAGGUGUUGUAUGCUGGGCGUGCACAAAAGAAAGCAGAACGUCAAGCUGAACUGAAGGACAAGUUUGAGAAGAUCAAAAUGGAGAGGAUCAACCGAUACCAAGGUGUGAAUCUGUAUGUAAAAAAUCUGGAUGAUGUGGUUGAUGACGAGAGACUUAGGAAGGAGUUCUCACAGUUUGGAACCAUCACCAGUGCUAGAGUCAUGAGUGAAGGUGGGCGGUCCAAAGGCUUCGGCUUUGUGUGCUUCAGCUCUCCAGAGGAGGCAACCAAGGCUGUGACGGAGAUGAAUGGUCGUAUCAUUGUGUCAAAACCUCUGUAUGUGGCACUGGCCCAGCGCAAGGAGGACAGACGUGCUCACCUCGCCUCACAGUACAUGCAGAGAAUGACCACAAUGAGACAACAGCAAACUGCACAGUUUAACCAGAUGUUCCAGCCAACUGGAGCAGGUUACUUUGUGCCCACCAUGCCCCAAGCCCAGCGUGGAUUCUUUGCACCAACACAGAUGCCCCAGGUCAGAGCCAGUCCCAGGUGGCAGACACAAGUCCGACCCACGCAGCCAACUGCUGGUUUCCAAGGCAUGCCUGCCAGUGGCCAGAUGCGCACCAGUGCCCCACGAGCUGGUCAGCCAGCUGUCCGUGCAGGUGUCAAUGCCCGGCCAAUCACUGGACAGUCUGGUGCAGUGCCAACCAAUCCCAAUGCUCGCAUGGCUGCGAUGGGCCCCAGUAUGGGCAACCGACCAACAGCUGCUGCUCCAGCGUUGCCCAACGCCCCCACCAGACAGGGAUUCAAGUUCAACACCCAGAUGCGCAAUCCCCCAACAGCUGUACCACAGUCACAGGUCAUGCAGCAGCCCCAGCAGUCGGUUGUCAUCCCAGGGCAGGAGCCUCUGACAGCCUCCAUGUUGGCUGCUGCACCACCACAGGAACAGAAGCAGAUGCUAGGAGAGAGGCUGUUCCCUCUGAUCCAGAGGAUGUACCCCGAGCUUGCUGGAAAAAUCACUGGCAUGUUGCUAGAGAUCGACAACUCAGAACUUCUUCAUAUGUUGGAGUCAAACGAGUCUCUCAAGGCAAAGGUUGAUGAGGCUGUUGCUGUAUUGCAAGCCCACCAGGCCAAAGAAGCCGCUGCCAUGUCCAAGGGUGACAAGUGAUCUCUCAUCACUUCCUCCGUUUGUCAUUUCUGCACCGUCAAGCUAGACAGGGAACAUCUGGACAAAAGACAAUUUAGCUGAAAAGAAGCUGGAUUGUAAAUUGUAGCUGUUUGUGCAAGCAAAAUUUGUCUUGCAUGAUUUUGUCUGUCCUUUUGAUGGUGCAGAAUUGCUUUCUUACAGUUUGAAAAAAAAAAUAGAAAAAAAUAGCAAAAUAUGUUAAAAUAAGUACAAAAUAGGAGAGUUCUCCUGUUUUCACUGUUAAAAAAACAUCAGUUGCAGUCAGGUACUGAUAGAUUAUUAACUCUAUCCAUAACUCUGCUGUUAUGACAUACAAUGUGUGUAAUAGCGAUAUAAAAAUAGCAACAGACUAAAAAAAUCUUUCUAUUGUGUACUAUAGUGUUUGUUCAGUUCUUUGCUGUAUUGUAUGUUUGUCAAAUUUCUUUGAAUGACUAAACCAUUGCUUGUCAGUUGAGUUGUGUGGAAGCAUUUAAGAGAACAUGAGAAGAGGGACUACUGUAAUGGAUGCAGUUAAUAAUCUAUUGAGUCUGUUAAACCAAUGUUUUAUUUUACAACAAAUAAACCGUUUCAUUGAA